AGAGAGUAGUAGGGACGGCUUGUUUGUUUUAAUAGCAGAUAAAACUAGCUUCUCGCCCACAUGACUUCGUCAUAGUUUGAGAAUUUGUUUGCAAAAACCUCAUUGUAACAUAACCACGGUGAGUUCAGGAUGUCUGCGUCUAUGAGAGCCAACUCAGCGCCAAGUUCAUCGAGGCCGGAGCAAGCACUGGACACCAGAGUGGCAGAACAAAAUUUUCAAGUCCCAGCGGGGAGUAGACAGACACAACUUCCUCCUGUCAACAACCACAUCAUCCCAAGUGAACUGCUGGUCAACCUUACCUCCACUGUGCGCAACAGGAACACGCUGGGGCACACUGCACACCAUCGGCACUGCAAGGACUGUGGAAUCAGACGACCGGAUGCAGUCUGGCAUCACCCGCUCGGACGCAAGAAAUACAAAUUCUUUCUGGAGCAGCCAACAUCCUUGACUGGAGCCGGCAGGGAUAUUUCAUUCCUGUGUGAUGCCAUGGUAACCCAGAAGAAGACCACACCCCUCCCACCACUGACUGACAGGAGUGGCAUGGGAGACACACAGAAUUUGAAUGUCUCAGAAAGUCUGAUCCCAGAAGAAUAUCACAUUGUGAAAAACAAAGGGCUGCAGGGCCUCGAGUUCUUUGAGGAUGCGUUCACAGUGCAGCUACAGGAUGAUGAGCAGAAGCUACGGGUCUUCCCUUCACUGAGGCCCAGUGGCAGACUGGAAGUGGUCCAGCUAAUGAGGAUGAUGGACGACAUGCUGGAGAAGGCAGGAGUGGAUCAGAAGAGUGAGGAGCUGACUGAGCUCUCCCAGAUGGAGGGGUUGCUGGAGCUGGUGCAGGUUGAGCAGAACAUCUACAACAUUGUUUUCCAUGAGCUGAUCAGGCAGGUCAGCGUGGGUUGUGUUGAGCAAGGACAGCUGCUUGCCAAACUCAGACAGCGUUACCGGUCCCUGCUUGAGCGAAUCCCCCAACGCCUGAAGGCUCUGCACACUGAGGCAGUGGCGCAGCGGGCUCUGGACCGUCGGCUCAUUGAAGAGAUCCACCACAUCAAGACUUCCAUCCAGCAGCUUAACACGGAACUGUCCACAAUCAGAGAGCAUGAUGCCUUUGUUUCCCAGCAGGCAGAGCGCGCUCACCGGCAGCUGGCAGGGGCGCUCCAGCAGAGUCACACCAACUCAGAUGUGGUCCAGGGUUACCACGAGCUGUAUGAGCUGCAGAGGGGUCGCCUCGAGGCUCAGCUGCUUCAGAUGACAGAGGAGAGAGACUGCUGGAGCCAGCUUACCCUUUGCCUCGCCCUCAAGGUGAUCAGUGUGAAGAAGCUGCAACUUAUCAGUCAGCUGCAUAUCAUCGAGCAGAGCUGGUUCAAGACAGCCGAGCACUGCAGCCAAUACCUCGCUUUGAAGGACACGGAAGACCUGAAUGUCAUCAUGGAGCUUUCUACCUACUGGAAAGAGCAGCUGACUGAUUUCAUGUCCCAGCUGAAGAAGACUGAUCAUGCUCAGCAUGAACAGAUCAGUGCAAUCCAACAAGGCAUUGAUAAGUGGUUCGCCUUCUUCGCUACACAGAACAAGUGUCCUGACCCAAAAUAUGACAAAGCUUCACUGGUUAAGAUUCAUGCUGAUUUGAAGCAGUGGUCAAAUACGUUGGCCCUCCAGUGCGAGUGCUACCAAGGUGAGAAGCUGCUUAGCUGCCAACAGACACUGGGCGAGCUUGGCUCUGUCCAGGAAAAAUGGCUUCAUAUGAGUCUAGAGCUGUUCAGGAGACACCCUUCUCCUGACGGUGAACCUCCUGGAGGCCAGCAGGCCUUAAGAGAGCUGGACGGUGUCCUAUCUGAGCUUCUAAAACAGCUGGACAGCCGAGUCACUGGAGAGAAUGGGAUACACGGACAGAUCACGUCACUGCUCAGGUUGAUGGAGUCCCAAGUUUCCAAGCUUGGUGCAGUGAUUGGUCGGCCAGAAAUAAUGUCUGUCUCUGAGGGGCUGAAGCUGGAGAAUGAACUGCGCAAUUGGCAGAGUUUGGCUGAAGACGCCUCUCAGAACAUCUCCAGCAUGCAGACAGAGAACAAAAAGGACAAAAACAAACUGGACAUAUAUGCAGAGGCAGAAAAGGUGUUAGACAAAGUGAAGGAGUUCAUAACCAGCCUGUCCAGCUUCACUGAUGGUGAGAACCAGAGACUCAGUGACGAGGUCAGUUCUAUUCACAUGGCUCAGACCCGCUGGAUGUUGGAUCUGUUGCUACUCACGGUACCAAACCAUAGCGAGGACAACAACCAAGAACAGGAACACCACUACAUUACAAACAUCUCACUGCAGACACUGGAUGAGGAUGCCAAGAUGCUGGCUGAGAAACUGGAUUUUUUCUCCACAUACAUCAGCAGCUCUUGCAUGCUGAUUCUAGAGGAGCAGAUUCUGCAACACUCACGGGAAGUUGAGGUUGAAGAUGAGAUGAAUGAGUGCAAAAGGCUGCAGAGGGAGUGUGCUGAUUGGGUAGAGACCUGUCUAAUCCUGCUCUCAGGAGUGAAAGGUGGUCCUGUGGAGCUGCCUGUGCAUCACGCCGACCCCGCUUCCAGCAGUGAUGUCCCACUCUCUCCAACAGACAGCACAGAGACUCUGGUGAAUGAAGAGGUUUCAGCAGAGCCUACAGCAGACAGUGAGGUCAAAGAGGAGACUGAGGCUGAACUGAGAGAGUGCGCUGCUGAAGGACAUGAAACACAACAAGAGGUUUCUCAGGGGGAGCUAACGGUUUGUGAGAGCCCAGUUGUGAAGCUAAUUGGCUAUGAUGGAAACAUUACACAAAGAAAGCUGGGACAGAGCAGUGUCCACUUGAAUGAGUCUGAGCUGGAUGUGUCUCCAGCUACAGAUAAAGCCCAAAAAGCUUUUAGUGAUCUGACCACAAUGGGAUUACUGCAGCAGGAACUGCAUGAAUCAGAGCUGCGGGUCCAGAGUGCCGAGCAGCGAGCCCUGAAGGCUGAGGAAGCCUUGCAGGAAGCUCUGGAGAAGAUUCGGGACCUGGAGAGACAACUGCAGGGUCGUCCCAGUCUGGAGCCCAAAAGCAGUGAAGAGAAAAAGAAAACACCACCACCUUCCCCACCACCAGUAACAACCCCAGCUCCGCCAAAGAAAACCUCAGCAGAGACCAAAACAGCAAGCAGCACCAAAAGGACCAAGAAACGUUGAUCUGACAUGUGAUCAGGAGGUUUUACAACUUUAUAUUUAUGCAUGGGACUGUCCAGUUAAUGUUGGGUGAGGUAUAUGUAAAAUCACCUGUAGGGUUUUAUAUUUAAUUUAUUUUCUUCCUUUUUUUUUUAAAUAUUUCGAGAGAGAAAGAUGGGGGAUGACAUGCAGCAAAGGGCCACAGGCUGGAUUCAAACCCGGGCCGCUGCGGCAACAGCCUUGUACAUGGGGCGCAUGCUCUACCCACUAAGCCACCGACACCCUAUAUUUAAUUUAUUUUCUCUGUUGUAUCAAGACUCAUCGCCUGCACUCCAUCACAGUCACAACCAUAAAACUCGUAAAGGAAAAUGACCUCAGGACAUAAUUAUCUGGCACAUGUAACAAAUGCAUGUACUGUCUCAGAAG
Molecule: messenger RNA, 3573 nt
Organism: Epinephelus moara (kelp grouper)
Lineage: Eukaryota; Metazoa; Chordata; Actinopteri; Perciformes; Serranidae
Gene: axdnd1
Product: axonemal dynein light chain domain containing 1
Exons: 26
Coding region: 130-3171 (1013 amino acids)
Source: RefSeq, a predicted model, not a curated record